UUCAAUUUCAAAAAAUCGGAGAGGAAAUCCAACGAAUCAAGCAUAGCGGAGUGACUGACAGCUUCCAGCUUCGAGCUCUCUCUCUCUGUCUCUCUCAGGGUCACUGCCUUCUUAGUUUUCUCUCAGACGUUUUCGUGAAUCUGAUCGUAUAUUCUCUCUCCAUACCUGAACUUGAAUCAGAGGUCUCUUCGACAAUUCAAUUCAAGAAGCGUAUCGACAAAUAUGAGCAGUUCGGUAGGCUAUAAAUUGCUGAACCAGGGUCUCCUGCAAAGCAAACUCAAUUCUUCCGGCAUUCCUGCAAAUACAUUGUUUCAAGCCGUGUGCAUCAAUCAAGUGUCUGCUCAGACACGAAAGUCGACCUCCAAGAAAUUUUCUGGUAACGGUUUGAUAAUCCGGAAAUCGAACUUUGCAAUGGGAUCACGUCGCCCUGUCACAGUUUUUCCACAUGCUGUAUUAACCACGGAUAGGGAUUCUGGGCUUACAGCAAAAUUCAAUCUUGAUGAGGGCAUUGAAUUGCAGAUUAAUAUUACUACUCCCUCUUCAGGGUCUGCCACUCAAAUAGAUUUUCAGACCACUUAUAUUAGUGACUCUUUGCUUCUUCACUGGGGAGGAAUUCGAGAUGGAAGAGAGAAAUGGGUGCUUCCUUCACGUCAUCCAGAUGGAACCAAAGUGCAUAAGAACAGAGCACUUAGAACUCCUUUCUCAAAGUCUGGCUCCAAUUCCUUCCUUAAAAUUGAAGUUGAAGAUCCUGCAAUAGAAGCUAUAGAGUUUCUCAUAUUUGAUGAAAGCCAUAAUAGAUGGUUUAAAAAUAAUGGCAACAACUUUCGUGUUAACUUAGCUACAAAAGAGAGGUUUAUUUCAAAUGCGUCAGUUCCUGAAGAUCUUGUGCAGGUUCAAGCAUAUAUGAGGUGGGAAAGAAAGGGUAAACAGAUGUAUACACCAGAGCAAGAGAAGGAGGAAUAUGAAGCAGCCCGAACUGAGCUAUUGGAAGAAGUAGCGAGGGGUACUUCCAUACAAGAAUUACGAGCAAGGCUUACUAAGAAAAGUGAUACUAAUGACAGAAAGGAGCCGUCUCAUCUUGAUUCAAAGAGAAUUCCUGAUGAUCUUGUACAAAUACAAGCUUAUAUACGAUGGGAGAAAGCUGGGAAACCCAACUAUUCACCUGAUCAACAACUCAGGGAAUUUGAGGCAGCAAGACAAGAUUUGCAGAUGGAACUACAGAAAGGAGCCUCUCUUGAUGACAUAAGGAAGAAGAUUACCAAAGGAGAGAUACAAACUACGGUUGCCAAACAAUUGCAGAGUAAAAAGUAUUUUAGAACUGAAAGGAUUCAGCGCAAGAAGUGGGACUUAAUGCAGAUUAUCAAUAAAUAUGAGGCUCAGUCUGUUUAUGCAGAACAACCAAUCACACCAAAAGCCUUGACAGCAGUUGAGCUUUUUGCCAAGGCAAAGGAAGAGCAAGACGGUAGUCCUGUUCUGAAUCGAAGUAUCUAUAAGAUCAAUGAUAAGGAACUUUUGGUACAUGUGACAAAGCCUGCUGGAAAGACAAAGGUUCAUCUGGCUACAGAUUUUGCAGAGCCAAUUACCCUUCAUUGGGCUUUAUCUAAAAAUCAGGCUGGAGAGUGGGUGGAGCCACCUCCGCACGUGAUACCUCCAGGUUCAGUUUCUCUUCAUGGGUCUGUUGACACAGAGUUUACUUUGGCUGAUUCUACUCAUAAGGUUCAAUCUUUAGAAAUAGAGAUUGAGGAAGAUAGUUUUAGAGGAAUGCCAUUUGUCCUACAUUCUGCUGGAAAUUGGAUUAAGAACAAAGGCUCAGACUUCUAUAUUGACUUUGUUGCAAAAUCCAAGCAAGUCCAGAAGGAUGCUGGCGAUGGCAAAGGUACUGCAAGGGCUUUGUUGGAUAAAAUAGCAGAUAUGGAGAGUGAGGCGCAAAAAUCCUUUAUGCAUCGAUUUAACAUUGCCGCAGACUUGAUAGAUCAAGCCAAAGAUGCUGGAGAAUUAGGUCUUGCAGGUAUUUUGGUGUGGAUGAGGUUUAUGGCUACAAGGCAGCUCAUUUGGAAUAAAAAUUACAAUGUCAAACCACGUGAGAUCAGUAAAGCACAGGACAGACUCACUGAUAUUCUCCAGAAUAUUUAUACAACUCAUCUGCAGUAUCGGGAACUUAUUCAGAUGAUUCUGUCUACUGUUGGUCGUGGAGGUGAAGGGGAUGUGGGACAGCGAAUUCGAGAUGAAAUCCUGGUCAUUCAGAGAAAUAAUGAGUGCAAAGGCGGAAUGAUGGAGGAAUGGCAUCAAAAACUGCAUAAUAAUACUAGUCCCGAUGAUGUUGUCAUCUGUCAGGCUCUAAUCGAUUAUAUCAAAAAUGAUUUUGAUAUUGGUGCUUACUGGAAAACUUUGAAUGCUAAUGGAAUAACAAAGGAGCGCCUUCUAAGCUACGAUCGUGCAAUUCAUUCUGAACCAAAUUUCAGGAGAGAUCAGAAAGAUAGUUUAUUGCGGGAUCUGGGAAAUUACAUGAGAACUUUGAAGGCAGUUCAUUCUGGUGCAGAUUUGGAGUCUGCCAUUUCAAAUUGUAUGGGUUAUAGAUCGGAGGGUCAAGGAUUCAUGGUUGGAGUAAAAAUAAAUCCUAUAUCUGGCUUGCCGUCGGGAUUUCCCAACUUGCUAGAAUUUGUUCUUGAACAUGUUGAAGACAAGAAUGUAGAAGCCCUUCUUGAGGGUUUGCUAGAGGCCCGCCAGGAGCUUCGGCCAGUGCUUUCUAAAUCCAGUAAUCGCCUGAAGGAUCUUUUAUUUUUGGACAUUGCCCUUGAUUCUACUGUUAGGACUGCAAUUGAAAGAGGAUAUGAAGAACUGAAUAAUGCUGGACCUGAGAAAAUUAUGUACUUCAUCACUAUGGUUCUAGAAAACCUGGCGCUGUCUUCAGAUGAUAAUGAGGAUCUUAUCUAUUGUUUGAAGGGAUGGAAUUCUGCUUUAAGCAUGCUAAAGAGUCAAAAUAAUCAGUGGGCAUUAUAUGCAAAAUCAGUCCUUGACAGAACACGCCUUGCACUUGCAAACAAGGCAGAAUAUUAUCACAGAGUUUUGCAGCCAUCCGCAGGGUACCUUGGAGCACGGCUUGGAGUGGACCAGUGGGCUGUGAAUAUAUUUACUGAAGAAAUUAUUCGCGCUGGAUCUGCUGCCUCUUUAUCCUCGCUUCUUAAUCGACUUGACCCCGUUCUUCGAAAGACUGCUCACUUAGGAAGUUGGCAGCUUAUCAGCCCAGUUGAAGCUGUUGGCUAUGUUGUUGUUGUGGACGAGUUGCUUGCAGUUCAGAAUAAAUCUUAUGGGCAGCCAACAAUUUUGGUUGCAAAAAGUGUUAAAGGAGAGGAAGAAAUUCCCGAUGGUACUGUUGCAGUGCUUACACCUGAUAUGCCAGAUGUCCUAUCUCAUGUUUCUGUGCGAGCAAGAAAUAGCAAGGUCUGCUUUGCUACAUGCUUUGAUCCCAGUAUACUGUCUGACCUACAAGCCAAGGAAGGGAGGUUAUUGCGCUUGAAGCCAACAUCUGCUGAUGUUAUCUAUAGUGAGGUAAGGGAAGAUGAGCUAGCAGGUGCAAGUCAAACUCUUCUAAACAAAGUUGCUCCUUCAACCCUUAAGUUGGUCAGAAAACAGUUUCGUGGUAGAUAUGCCAUUUCUUCCGAGGAGUUCACAAGUGAAAUGGUUGGAGCUAAAUCACGUAACAUAUCCUACCUGAAAGGAAAAGUUCCAUCUUGGAUAGGCAUUCCUACAUCAGUUGCUUUACCAUUUGGAGUGUUUGAGAAGGUUCUUUCAGAUAAUCUUAAUAAGGAAGUGGCAAAAAAUCUGGAAAAUUUGAAGAAGAAGUUAAAAAAAGAAGAUUUUGGUUCCCUCAAGGAGAUUCGUGAGACACUUUUGCAUCUGGAAGCACCACCCCAAUUGGUGCAAGAGCUGAGAACUAAAAUGAAAAGUUCAGGAAUGCCUUGGCCUGGUGAUGAAGGUGAAGAUCGUUGGAAGCAAGCAUGGAUGGCUAUAAAAAAGGUCUGGGCUUCAAAGUGGAAUGAGAGGGCAUACUUCAGCACUAGAAAAGUGAAAUUAGAUCACGAUUUGCUUUGCAUGGCUGUACUUGUUCAGGAAAUAAUAAAUGCUGACUAUGCAUUUGUUAUUCACACAACUAAUCCAUCUUCAGGAGACUCAUCUGAAAUAUAUGCGGAGGUUGUUAAGGGACUUGGAGAAACUCUAGUUGGAGCCUAUCCUGGACGUGCUUUAAGUUUUAUUAGCAAGAAAAAUGAUUUGGGUUCACCUCAGGUCUUGGGUUACCCAAGUAAACCCAUUGGCCUCUUUAUUAGACGGUCUAUAAUCUUUCGAUCAGACUCCAAUGGUGAAGAUCUUGAAGGAUAUGCUGGUGCUGGCCUUUAUGAUAGUGUACCUAUAGACGAGGAAGAGAAAGUGGUGCUUGACUACUCAUCUGAUCCAUUGAUCGUUGAUGGCAAAUUUCGCCAAUCAAUCCUCUCUAGCAUUGCUCGUGCAGGAAGUGCGAUAGAGGAGCUUUAUGGAUCACCACAAGACAUUGAAGGUGUGAUUAGGGAUGGGAAAAUCUACGUUGUCCAGACAAGACCCCAAAUGUGAUUGUGAUCUUUUCUUCAUGGCAUCUCUCAUGAUCUGUUCAACAAGAAAACUUCCAUGCCUGCUUCUUACAGAAGGGAAAAGAAGAUUAUUUCAAGAAAAAAGGGUAAUACUGGAAAUUUAUACAAUUAAUAUUUGUACUUGUAUUAUUAUGGUAUAUUUAACCCGUUUACUGGACAUAAAUGUUGCAAUAUAUGUACCUCCAUCCUAUAUGCUUAAAUGCAUCCAUAUUCAGAGCAGGAUCUUCUCUCUGCUUGCCUACUUAACUCCAUAGUUGUUAAAUAAAGAUGUAUAGGUGUUAGAAGGUCUCCAAAUAAUGCCACGUCUAUACCUAAGACUUCAUGCUACAUAUACGAGCCUCAGAGCACUACAUUCUUUAGUGAUACAUUUGUAUUAUUCUUCUACACGUGACGAUUAGUUCUGAACUUCAAUUUUUGUUGCUUUUAGAAUACUUGGUCUGGAAAGGUAGCAAAAAUAUUUGUAUCGGAUAUAAGUGUUGACAUUGAAGUUCCUUCUUGUUCCUCAAUAUAUUUUUCUAUUAUUCUGAA
Molecule: messenger RNA, 5150 nt
Organism: Ziziphus jujuba (common jujube)
Lineage: Eukaryota; Viridiplantae; Streptophyta; Magnoliopsida; Rosales; Rhamnaceae
Product: alpha-glucan water dikinase, chloroplastic
Exons: 34
Coding region: 223-4605 (1460 amino acids)
Biological process (GO): phosphorylation
Molecular function (GO): kinase activity; ATP binding
Source: RefSeq, a predicted model, not a curated record